Molecule: messenger RNA, 1368 nt
Organism: Lonchura striata (white-rumped munia)
Lineage: Eukaryota; Metazoa; Chordata; Aves; Passeriformes; Estrildidae
Source: RefSeq, a predicted model, not a curated record
AUGAAGAGACACAAAUGGUCCUACAAAUGUCCCUCACAAAGGAAGCUCUUGAUCCUGUGUGUUACUGGGUGGCUGAUUGCACUGUUGAAACUCCUCCAUGUUGAAAGACACUUUUUUCCCUCUAAAGGCAUUUACUUAGUUGAGCACUUCUUGAGCACUUCUUCUUAUGUUAGAAACAGAUACUCAUACCCUAGAAAUGAGUUCCAGUAUGAAAUUAAUUGUUCAUCAAUAUAUGAACAAGAUCCUCAUGAAAUUGGCAAGAGUUUAGAGAUAAGAAGAAAAGAAAUAGUUGAUUUAGCAGAUGAAGAUGUUGUAGCAAUGACAAGUGACUGUCACGUGUAUCGUUCUCUUAGGAAAUACCAGCUAAAACCUGUUUCUCCAGAGGAGGAGAGUUUUCCAAUUGCCUAUUCUUUGGUUGUUCACAAAGAUGCAGCAAUGGUAGAGAGGCUCAUACAUUCAUUGUACAGUCAUCAAAAUGUUUACUGCAUCCAUUAUGAUCAAAAAGCAGCAAAAAGUUUCAAAUCUGCUUUGAACAAUCUAGCUAAAUGUUUCCCAAAUAUUUUCAUUGCAUCAAAAUUGGAGACAGUGGACUACGCACAUAUUUCUCGUCUGCAAGCAGAUUUCAACUGUUUGUCUGAUUUGAUGGACUCUCCAGUUCCCUGGAAGUAUGUUAUCAAUUUGUGUGGCCAAGAUUUCCCUUUGAGAUCAAAUUUUGAGUUGGUCGCUGAACUGAAGAAACUUGGUGGAGGAAACAUGCUGGAAACUUCAAAGCCAAGCAGUAGCAAAAGAGAACGAUUUACUUAUCACUAUGAACUGAUGAAAGUGCCUUAUGAAUACAUGCAGAUGCCUGUGAAAACCAACAUUUCCAAGAAUCCACCACCUCAUGAUAUUGAGAUAUUUGUAGGCAGUGCCUAUUUUGUUUUAAGCAGAGAAUUUAUUCAAUAUACCCUUGAAAGCUCACUUGCAAAAGAUUUUUUUGAGUGGUCAAGGGACACAUACUCUCCAGAUGAACAUUUCUGGGCCACUCUGGUACGUGUCCCCGGGGUCCCUGGGGAAGUUCCAAGGUCAUCCCAGGAUGUAACAGACUUACAAAGCAAAACUCGCUUGGUGAAAUGGAAUUAUCUGGAAGACUAUUUGUAUCCUCCAUGCACUGGUGCCCACCUUCGCAGUGUGUGCAUCUAUGGGGCCGGAGAAUUAAGAUGGCUUCUGAAUUACGGACACUGGUUCGCCAACAAGAUUGACUCCAAAGUAGAUCCUGUCCUGGUAAAAUGCUUGGCAGAAAAGGUGGCAGAACAACAGAAGGAGUGGGUACAUUUGUCCUCUGAUGAGCACUUUCUGCACUUAAGUUCUACGAAUGCCUUGGCAUAG